Molecule: messenger RNA, 1961 nt
Organism: Cannabis sativa
Lineage: Eukaryota; Viridiplantae; Streptophyta; Magnoliopsida; Rosales; Cannabaceae
Product: sulfite exporter TauE/SafE family protein 4
Exons: 12
Coding region: 186-1583 (465 amino acids)
Biological process (GO): protein ubiquitination
Cellular component (GO): membrane; Cul4A-RING E3 ubiquitin ligase complex
Source: RefSeq, a predicted model, not a curated record
UAAUAUCCUCUAUAUAAAACGACACCCACUCUUCCCUCGCCUUCAUCUCUCUCUCUCUCUCUCUCUCUCUCUCUCUCUCUCUCUUACACACAUUCUCCUCUCUCCAUUCAUCAAAACGCAGAGAACUGAAUAUUGUCGUCUCCCGUUUUAAUCUGGUUGUCUCCGCCGUCGUUUAACGGGCUCUAAUGGUGAUGACUAACACCACCAAAGGAUUUGUUCUCUACCUUUUGUCGGGUUUCUCUGUCGUUGCGCUUUCUCUUAUUUACAUCAAACAACGAUAUGAAUACUACCCAGAUCGCCAAACUCGUUUCUCAUCAUCAAAUCAUGCUCCUGUGGACUUAAGUACCGAAGCAUUAGUCUGGCCUGAAUUGGAGUUUAAUUGGAGACUUGUAAUGGCGACACUGAUUGGAUUUUUAGGCUCGGCUUGUGGAACUGUGGGAGGAGUUGGAGGUGGAGGCAUAUUUGUUCCUAUGCUUACUCUCAUAGUUGGUUUUGACACAAAGUCCGCUGCUGCUAUCUCUAAAUGCAUGAUUAUGGGGGCAUCAAUAUCGUCUGUUUGGUAUAAUCUAAGAGUGCCUCAUCCAACAAAAGAGGUGCCCAUCAUAGACUAUGAUUUGGCCCUUCUUUUCCAACCCAUGUUGAUGCUUGGUAUCACAGUUGGUGUGUCUUUAAGCGUUGUGUUCCCCUAUUGGCUUAUCACUGUUCUCAUCAUUAUCCUCUUCUUGGGGACUUCUUCAAGGUCCUUCGUUAUGGGGCUCGAGAAGUGGAAGAAUGAAACCUUAGACAAACAAAAGGCCAGGCAGCUAGAAACAGUAGACUCUCGUGGAGAACUUAUAAUUGGUAUGGAUUACCUGCCAUUAUCUUCUGGGGAAGAGAAAUCAACAAUGGAAGUAAUGUGUUUGAACCUUAGGUGGAAAAGGGUACUGGUUUUAGUGGCUGUCUGGGCGUGCUUCCUACUACUCCAAAUUGUCAAGAAUGAUUUGAAAGUCUGCAGUACAUGGUAUUGGGUCCUUUUCUUCUUACAGUUCCCAAUAGCGCUAGCAUUGUUUGGAUAUGAAGCAGUGAAAUUAUACAAAGAACACAAGAAGAGAAUGAGCACAGGCAAUGUAGAAUACAUCUGUGAGGCUUCAAUUGAAUGGAGUGUACUUCAUCUUGCAUUUUGUGCUCUAUGUGGCCUCUUAGGAGGCACUGUUGGUGGACUUCUCGGCUCUGGAGGCGGCUUCAUUCUCGGUCCACUUCUUCUCGAGAUAGGCGUCAUUCCACCAGUGGCAAGUUCAACAGCAACAUUUGUUAUGGCAUUUUCAUCAUCCUUGUCCGUGGUGGAGUUUUAUCUCCUCAAGAGGUUCCCCAUUCCUUAUGCUUUAUACCUCUCGGGAGUGUCUGUCCUGGCCGGGUUUUGGGGACAGUACUUUGUAAGAAAGAUCAUCAAAAUACUUGGGAGAACUUCAAUCAUUAUUUUCAUUCUUUCUGGUGUCAUUUUUGCUAGUGCUCUCACUAUGGGUGUCAUUGGCAUAGAGAAGAGCAUCACAAUGAUAAGCAACCAUGAGUUCAUGGGAUUCUUAGGCUUUUGUAGCAGUCAGUGAACUCAGUGACAGAAAUAUUGUCUGUGGAUAUAGUAAGAAAUGCAUCAAAGUUUGCUCAUGUGAAAUAGUACCAUUACAAAGCUAGUGUUGGCCAACACCUUGUUGACCAAUCCCAUCAAGUAGUACCAGUAAUAAUAGUGUGUUGUUGUAUGAGUUUUGGUGUUUGGUUCAAUGUUAGCUCCUGGCUAACAUGAUCUCCAUUUAUUUAGUUAGUGCUCAAAUGUUAGCUCCUGGUUAACAUGAUUUCCAUUUAUUAGGUGGUUGGCUCAAAUGUUAGCUCCUGGCUAACAUGGUCUUCUCUACCCAUUAAUAAGUGUUUGGCUCAAGUUAUUUGAUUAUGAUUUAUAUAUAAAAGGACAAAAAUAAUUGAAGAAUUAA